Molecule: messenger RNA, 963 nt
Organism: Corylus avellana
Lineage: Eukaryota; Viridiplantae; Streptophyta; Magnoliopsida; Fagales; Betulaceae
Source: RefSeq, a predicted model, not a curated record
CACACCAAGAUUCGUGCCCAACUCCCUUGUCAGUUCUCUCUCUCUCUCACAAAACUCUCUCUCUCUCUCUCUCUCUCUCUCUCUCUCUGUCUCACAUCAAUGGCAGACUACGAACCAUACCAGCAACGGCAACACCACCAAGCAAUCCCAAAAGAGACAGCCUUGCAGGCGCUGAACACCAUAAUCCAGCUCCACUUCGAGAAGACCCUGGAGAAGAAGCGCUCCAUAGACCUCCAAAAGAAGGAGCUCCACAAGCUCUUCCAGCUCUUCUUCAUCUUCCUGGGCCUCAUCUUCCUUUCCCAGGCCCAGUCCUCCCGCCUCCAGUGCCGCCAUUGCUGGAUCCCCAUCAUCCUCCUCUCCCUCUCUCACCUCACCUUCUACGUCUCCGUGGCCCAGACCCUCCGCUGCAUCAACGGGUUCAAGUACCAGCGGCGCUGCCACAAGCUCACUCUUGGGCUCGCCACCGAAAAGCUCAGGGAGAUGAAGAUGAGAACCAGCGCCGGCGCCGGCGAACAGUUCGAUGGGGUUGUUGGUGACGAUGAUUUUGAGAUUCAUUACCAGGAGCCUCCCGAGAGUUACUUUGGUAAGUUUAAGCGGAACUGGGCUUUGCAUUUUGCCUUCUUGAUCUCGAUCUAUUCCUUUAUGGUCUCUUCCUCUGUUGUCCUCCUCUGCUUUUAGCUCUGUUUUUUUUUUUUUUUUUUUAUUUGUGUCUUAGCAUAUGGGUUUUGGGUUUUACUAAUUCUGGGUUUUAUGUAUUAGGAAAUAUCCUUGAUUGGGUUCAAUUUUAAUUUUAAUUUUAACUUGGAUUUUAUUUUGUUAAAUCUCUCUCUCAAAUUGACUGUAUGAAUUGAAAGGAGAAGGUUACUUGAAGCUUAGUCUAUAAUCUUUUCUGUUUUUGGUAGCAUAUUCAAACUUGUUGUUAUGAGAAAUGGUAUUUACUUUUCUGUCUUUUUUAAUUUUUUA